This is a messenger RNA of Dreissena polymorpha, 519 nucleotides long. RefSeq lists its product as uncharacterized. Bases 6 to 443 code for a protein of 145 amino acids. The record is from RefSeq and is a predicted model, not a curated record. Lineage: Eukaryota; Metazoa; Mollusca; Bivalvia; Myida; Dreissenidae. The transcript has 3 exons.
GAUAGAUGGGUUACAUGGCGAGAACAUUCCUAAUGAUAAGACUGUUUAUCAAACAAACACCGCGAGAGGAAGCACGAAUAAUGGAGCACAUAUUGCAUGUCUUAUUGGUAAUUUCUUUGGCGUCGGCGACAUUAAAAUUUGAAGUUCACGAAUGCCAGACUACAGCAGAACCAGUGCUUCGUUUGCACAAUUUUAGUAUCAGCAAUGAAACCAUUGUUAUCCCGGUUUUGGAAACGAUUGAAGUUGACGUUCAGUUUCUAAAGCCAAUCGACGUAGGACACACAAUAGACUUCGUCUUACAAAACGCGUAUAUAACGGCUGGGUUCAAGCGUCAUGCUUGUACAGCUAUGGAUCAUGCUCUUUUCCUGUCUAUGUUGAUGUUACUGGGUGGGGAUGUGGAGACGACUCCUGGACCGCCACGUUCACAAAAACAACGGACUUAAUCGUUCGCUGAAACAGUAGCAAGGCCUACAGAGACGACCGCAACGCCCGCGAGUGCAUGGGACGCUCAGUUAAACA